Messenger RNA from Lachancea dasiensis, 255 nucleotides. NCBI's taxonomy places the organism in Eukaryota, Fungi, Ascomycota, Saccharomycetes, Saccharomycetales, Saccharomycetaceae. The record is from the annotation of a GenBank genome assembly.
AUGUCAGGGCCCACUAUCCAACCACUUCACCAAAACCAAAACUUGACCUCGAAUUUGCACAGAUCCAUGUUCAAGAAACAGAAUCAAGUGCCUAUGGCAAUUAAAAACAAGUUUGCUUCACCAACCGACGAGCUUCUCUCUCCAUGCUCGCAAAAACUAAAUGACCACAAAUCAAAGCUUUUCACUUCAAAGGCGAAUCCUACGAAACUUAACUUCACUACGAAACAGAACGGAGAGGAUUCCGACGACGAAUAA